AUGGCUUCCCGCCGCUUGGCUUUCAACCUCAACCAGGCUCUCAAGAGCCGUGCGGCUCUGAAGUCCAUCCAGCCCGUGAAGCGUGGCUUUGCGUCGCCGGUUGCGCUGCCGUCCACUACCCAGUCCACUACCCUCUCCAACGGUUUCACCAUUGCCACCGAUUACUCGCCAUGGGCCCAGACCUCCACCGUUGGCGUGUGGAUUGAUGCCGGUAGCCGGUCAGAGACUGACAAGACCAACGGUACCGCGCACUUCCUCGAGCACCUUGCCUUCAAGGGCACCAACAAGCGCUCUCAGCACCAAUUGGAGCUGGAGAUUGAGAACAUGGGCGCCCACCUGAACGCCUACACCUCGCGCGAGAACACUGUCUACUAUGCCAAGUCCUUCAACGCCGACGUUCCUAAGGCCGUUGAUAUCCUGUCCGAUAUCCUCCAGAACUCCAAGCUCGAGGCCUCUGCCAUCGAGCGUGAGCGUGAUGUGAUUUUGCGCGAGCAGGAGGAGGUUGACAAGCAGCUUGAGGAAGUUGUCUUCGACCAUCUUCACGCCACCGCCUACCAGGGCCAGCCCCUCGGUCGCACCAUCCUCGGCCCCAAGGAGAACAUUCAGACCAUCUCCCGGGACAACCUGACCGACUACAUCAAGACCAACUACACUGCCGACCGCAUGGUUCUGGUUGGUGCUGGUGGUGUCCCCCAUGAGCAGCUUGUCCGUCUCGCUGAGGAGCACUUCGGUGGUCUCCCCAGCAAGCCCCCGACGUCCGCUGCUCUGGCUCUCACUGCUGAGCAGAAGCGCACCCCCGAGUUCAUUGGCUCUGAGGUCCGCCUUCGUGAUGACACUAUCCCCUCGGCUCACAUUGCUCUUGCCGUUGAGGGUGUUUCCUGGAAGGAUGACGACUACUUCACUGCCCUCGUCGCCCAGGCCAUCGUCGGCAACUGGGACCGUGCUAUGGGCCAGUCUCCCUUCCUCGGCAGCAAACUGAGCUCUCAAGUCAGCCACCACCACCUUGCCAACAGCUUCAUGAGCUUCUCCACCAGCUACAGCGACACUGGUCUCUGGGGUAUCUACCUUGUUUCCGAGAACCUGACCAACCUUGAUGACCUGAUCCACUUCACCCUGCGCGAGUGGACUCGCCUGUGCAACAGCGUUUCCGCUGCUGAGGUUGAGCGUGCUAAGGCUCAGCUCAAGGCUUCCAUCCUCCUGUCCCUCGACGGUACCACCGCCGUUGCCGAAGACAUUGGCCGUCAGAUCAUCACCACCGGCCGCCGCCUGGGCGCCGAGGAUAUUGAGCGUGCCGUCAGCCAGAUCACCGAGAAGGACGUUAUGGACUUUGCCACCCGCAAGAUCUGGGAUCAGGACGUUGCUAUGAGCGCUGUUGGCAGUGUCGAGGGUAUCCUCGACUACCAGCGCAUUCGCAAUGACAUGUCCCGCAACCUGUCCUAG
Penicillium macrosclerotiorum is the source of this 1440-nucleotide messenger RNA. RefSeq names its product mitochondrial processing peptidase. Gene Ontology annotation, cellular component: mitochondrion. Gene Ontology annotation, molecular function: metal ion binding; metalloendopeptidase activity. The transcript has 5 exons. Bases 1 to 1440 code for a protein of 479 amino acids. Lineage: Eukaryota; Fungi; Ascomycota; Eurotiomycetes; Eurotiales; Aspergillaceae. The record is from RefSeq and is a predicted model, not a curated record.